CCAGAGCCUAGAGAAGAAGAUAUUUCUCGCCGUUUGUCCAGGUGUACAACAAUCAACGCUUCAAGAUGGUGAGAGUAAAGUUUGGAAAAGAACAGUAUGAAGCUAUCAAGAAAUUUGAAGUUCAGCAUCACGGAGAUUUCUGGAAGUUGAUUAUGGAUAAAAUGGGAAAAUCCGAUGGUCUUUCAAUCUUGGACGUCUCAGAGGAAGCUUGUUUAUUUGCUUUGACUUUGGCUGAAAAUCACCCAACCAACAAGCUAACAAUUAUGACAUCGAGUGUAAGACCAACUUUCGAUUUUCCUGUCAAUGUCCAAUAUCACAAAGGGAGCAUCCUGAGAAAUGCCGAUUCAAUCGCCCAGAGUGGUCCCUUUGAUCUCAUUAUUUUCAACGAGAUUUCACACGAUAUUGGAGAUAUUGAUGGAUUGUUCAAAAAGCUGAAAACUCUUCUUAAAGAUGGAGGUCAAAUAGUUCUCUUUUCUCGCCCCAAGAAUCCACCAUUGCCAGUUCCCGAUAUAUGUCUCAUGCUUUGGAGAAAACUUGCAGCUACUAAAGAGGAAUUGCUUGCAUCAGCAAACGCCGCUCAACUCAAUUCUACAUGCUUCUCUGCAGCCGUUCCAAUUUCUGUCGACAAGGUUCAAUGGGAGAAUAUUUUGUAUUCCGGUUGCUUCCCAGCCGUCAAGAACACCCCAAAAUGUGAUGAACGUACUAUUCGUGAUUUCUGUGUUUCAAAGUCUGGAAAAUUCGAAUUCGAGGAGAAACUUUUGAUCGUUAUGUUACGUAAAUAAUUAUUUGAUUUUGUUAUUGAAUGUUUGUCUGCAGGGUUCACUUUCCCUAGUUGGUCCAAUGAUUGGAUUUUAUGAAUAAACUCACGUACUCUG
Molecule: messenger RNA, 875 nt
Organism: Caenorhabditis elegans
Lineage: Eukaryota; Metazoa; Nematoda; Chromadorea; Rhabditida; Rhabditidae
Gene: C51E3.9
Product: Methyltransf_11 domain-containing protein
Exons: 7
Coding region: 66-782 (238 amino acids)
Source: RefSeq, marked reviewed